Molecule: messenger RNA, 2039 nt
Organism: Diorhabda carinulata
Lineage: Eukaryota; Metazoa; Arthropoda; Insecta; Coleoptera; Chrysomelidae
Gene: Ndc1
Product: nucleoporin NDC1
Exons: 1
Coding region: 225-1928 (567 amino acids)
Biological process (GO): nuclear pore organization
Cellular component (GO): nuclear pore transmembrane ring
Molecular function (GO): protein-macromolecule adaptor activity
Source: RefSeq, a predicted model, not a curated record
AUGUUAGCGUUGUAACGAAACGAACAGAAGUAUCUAAAGAAAUGAACACAUAUUUUUUAAAAUAGUGUGCUGCCCGUUAGUUUUUCGGUUAAUAUGUUUAAUUACAAAUGAUGUUGAAGUCAAGUUAAAUAAUUAAAUAAGAAAUCACUGAAAUAAUUUUUUUCUACUGUUUUGAUUAUAACAAAUUCCGACUGAAUCAUCAAGAGUAAGAAAUAGUGAAGACAAUGAAUUCUAACCUCAACGUAACGCAUUCGUUUACUUAUAAGGAUUUGCUUCUUAAAAAACUUUAUUACUCAGUGAUAUGUAGUGUUUUCUCACAGUUAGUUCUACUACAAAUUUAUGUUCUUUUGUCGAACGUUGAUAUUUUUCAUCCGAUACAAUGGAUUUUAACUUCAUUAAAAACAUUCACAUCAUUCAAUACUUGGUUGUUUGUAAUACCAUUUUUGGGCAUAAUAUUUGCCCAAAGUAUAAUAUGUGCUAAAGACUAUGUAUUUAAAUCGAAUUAUUGCUCAACAAGAUUUCAAAAAUUCAUAUCUGCGUUUUCUAUGCAUAAUUUAGUUCUUCUCAUUUUUCACGUCCUAGCUGGCCCGAUGCUAAUAUGGUUAUUUUUAUCCCUGGGUGGUGGAAACUACCAGAGUCUCACCAAAGCUGCAGAAAACAAAACUUAUGUGCUAAAUGAAGGAAGUUUCUUCUUAAUAUUGAGUGGAUUUUGGACUGGUUUUUACUAUUUCCUUAAAGUGUAUAUAUCUGAAAAACAUUUGGCUUUUCCAAUUAUUCAACAAAGAAAAUGGUUACAGCUGAAAGCACAAAUGGGGCCUUUAUUAAAAGAAAGUUUUCUACUGUCAGUUUGGCCUACGAUGUAUUAUAUUAUCAUUUACGCUAUCUGGGGUAGUACUUUUAGAACCAGUUUAAAAAAUACUUUGGGAUUAUUAUCAGAUGAAAAUAGUGGUGGUAUUAUUGUUAAUCUAUAUUUAUGGUGUUUUAGUGCUAUUUAUUAUUUUAAUAUGAACUUGAUGAAAUUUUUCUUUAAUGUGUUUCUAACAGAACUGGUAGAGUUUCCACUGUAUAAAAUAUCACAAAACUUUUUAAAUCUACAAGAGAGCAUAUUAUUAUCUGAUUUACCCAUUAUUCAAAAUUUAGCUUGUUUAGAUUUAUACACUCUUUCCCAAUGGUCUCCACAAAGACGACAAGUAUUUUUUACUCUCUCACAACCAGGAGGACACCCCCAUAAUUGGAAUCUUUUGAUAGAAAAUGUUUUAAAACUAUUAAAAGAAUAUACGGAUUUGUUGGGCAAGUCAACUGAAAAUAAAGAUGUUGUAAAACAACCCCUAAUUCCUGGUCAAUUAAAAAGUCCAUUACAAUCCCCUGAUAAAUUCCAAAACCUUAGGAACAUGUCUUUAUUGUCAGACCCAGCAUUUGUGGAUAUUGUUGAUGUGACACACUCUAAUUUACCAGGAAUUCAGCUAACUGAAACUUUGUUUACAAAGCUUAAACAAAAAAUCAAUAACAUCAUAAAUGUUACUAAAGUUCUUUUGGGCAUUGACUUCAUGUUUGGCGAGUUACCCCAAGCAAAUAUACAAAAGUGCUUAGCCAAUGGACUUAUAAUAAUCUGGACAACUCAAGGAAUUUCGGAUUUAGUAUGUGCUGCUUUAACUGAAGAUAAAUAUGGUAUUGUCCAAAAAGAUAUUCCGGGUAUCGUUACUACAAUAGUGCAGUUGAAACAGAACCUUGAUAAGUUGAAUAAAGUAUCUGCUUUAACUAAAAAAGUUGCCGGAUACGACGAUUUUAACUAUAAAAUGAAAGGAGCUAUCACUACAUCUCUUAAAAGAAGUUUAUUUAAUAUUUGCAGAACUUAUAGAAAUUAUAUGAGUGAUUUUCCUUUAAGCAAAGAUGUAUCUGCAUAUCUUUAUACCAUUUGUAAAAGUUGAUUCUUAUUUUUAAUUAGUUUAUAAUAAUCAUAUUCAAUAGGUAUCAGUAGUUUUUAAUUUCUUUCUGUAUGAAUUUUCAAUUUUUAAAUAAAAUAAAAUCUUUUAAACUAA